Molecule: messenger RNA, 1395 nt
Organism: Cephus cinctus (wheat stem sawfly)
Lineage: Eukaryota; Metazoa; Arthropoda; Insecta; Hymenoptera; Cephidae
Gene: RhoGDI
Product: rho GDP-dissociation inhibitor 2
Exons: 6
Coding region: 379-996 (205 amino acids)
Biological process (GO): Rho protein signal transduction
Cellular component (GO): cytoplasm; membrane; cytosol
Molecular function (GO): Rho GDP-dissociation inhibitor activity; protein binding
Source: RefSeq, a predicted model, not a curated record
CGCGAUAAGGAAAUCAGUAAUGGAUGUGGUUUCUAAAUAAAGAUCUGUCGACAGAUUUGAAUCUCGAGUACAGAGUAGGGGUAGGAAGUCGAAAUUUAAUCGAUCGAAAAAAUGGCAGUCUGACCAGUGUAUUCUGGACUAAACAUAUUUUCCACAAUUACAAUAUCUGCUAUUCAUAAGAUUGAUUGCUAACUCAGGAAGUAGUCCGCCCUUCUGUAGGCGCCAUAUUGUACGUGUCUUCCGUUUGGCAAAGCCGACGAGAAGAGGUAGAGAGAUAGGCAAGUGCGAUCAAUUUCGCUGAUAAUUCGUUAUAUUUUCGGGCAUUUAUAAUCUGUCGCGUUAGUUUACAUCAGUCCGGAUUGUCAUACGAACGUUGUAAUGGCGGAUCCAGCAGUUGAUCAUGUAAAUACUCCUGAAGAAGAGUUAGAGGUUGAGUCAAACUAUAAGCCUCCUCCAGAGAAGACAAUCGAACAGAUCCUUGAAGCAGAUAAAGAAGAUGAGAGUCUAAGGAAAUACAAAGAGACAUUGCUAGGAGAGGCAAAAGCUGGGGGUGUAAUUAUUGACCCUUCUGAUCCCAGGAAAGUGAUAGUGAAAAAAUUGGCUCUUUGUGUGACCGAUCGACCUGAUAUGGAACUAGAUUUAACAGGAGAUCUUACACAGCUAAAGAAACAAACCUUUGUUAUUAAGGAAGGUGUCAGCUACAAAAUCCGAAUUGACUUCAUUGUUCAGCGUGAAAUCGUGCAUGGUCUUAAAUAUGUCCAAAAGACCUAUCGCCUUGGUGUGCCUGGCAUUACAGUGGACAAAAUGACACAUAUGGUAGGCUCUUACCCUCCAAAAACGGAGAUUCAAUCCUACACGACCCCAGCUGAAGAUGCACCUGCAGGAGUGAUGGCCAGGGGAUCUUACAGUGUCAGUUCUCUGUUCACCGACGACGAUAAACAUGAACACCUCAAGUGGGAGUGGUCAUUUGACAUCAAGAAGGACUGGAAAGAAUAGAUUGGCUCGUUGUCCCCGCGUGAACGAUAACGACCAAAAUCCUAGCCUUAACCCUAUGCAAUUAUACAUAAGGAUGAAGAAUGCCAAACCUAUUUCAAUGAAUUUUUAUUGCUCUUUAGCUAUGGUUGGUGAUGCCAUAAGAAUUAACUAUUAACUAAGUACUAAGAUACAGUGGUAUUUAUUUAGUAUUCACACCUUGCUUCGUAAUCAGAACGUUGCACUCCAAGUAUGAUCCAUACACUGAUAAAUAGAUACGCGAAUUGUCGUCCAGAAAUUGCGAUUGUAAGCGGCGUGGCUACCGUUAUUUACGUAGACGAAUACCAAAUAAUUACCAACUUAAAGAACACAAAGUCCAAUAUUUGGAAGCGGAAAGUAUUAAAGGUCGAAAGAUUAACUGAA